AUGAAGGAUCCUUCUACUCGAGGUAUGGAACUUGUACAAGUGAUAAUGUCUGACAAUGAGAAAUGUCUAAACAUGAUUAGAAUGGAGACUCAUUGUCUUAGACUACUUAUAGAACAACUUGUACAAGUGUAUGGGUUGCAUAUCUUACGAUCUUCAAUUCGAGUUGAGGAACAAGUGGUGAUGACCUUACAAUAUUUAGCACAUGGUCAUAAUAUGUCUUGUGUGGGAAUAACAUUUGGUCACUCUAAACAAACAGUAUCUCGAUACGUUUCAAUGAAUUGCAUUGGUGCUAUAGAUGGUACUCACGUGGAAGUGUAUCCUAAAGUAGAAAAUUCGUAUUGUUGGCGUGGACGAUCGGGGCACACAACCACUAACGUAAUAACAAUAUGUAACCAUGAUCUCAUGUUCACUUAUUUUGUGUCUGGUGCAGAAGGAUCAAUGCACGACUCAACGGUGCUUGAUAUAGCACGACAUACUCCUCAAUAUCUUUUUCCACAUCCACUCCCGGGAAAAUAUUAUCUAGUUGAUUUUGGAUAUUCAAAUCAAAUAGGGUAUUUAGCCCCAUAUCCUCGAACAAAUUACCAUCCUCAUCAUUUCGGAGGAGUACUUCCUUCUACGAGAAAAGAGAUGUUCAAUAUGCAACACUCUUCGCUAAGAUCAACCAUAGAGAGGACAUUCGGAAUUUGGAAAAAUAAGUGGCGAAUUAUCUCAAACGGAAAAUCAUUACGUGAAUUUAAUCUUAAGAAACAACUUCAAAUAAUUCAAGCAACUGCAGGUUUACAUAAUUUUGUUCGGAAGAAUAAUAUAGAAGUCAUAGUGGAUGAUAACCCCAACGAUGACACUGAAGUACUAGUAGACGAUGAUAUUUUAUUGUCGCCUAAUGUUUUAUCUCGUAAUGAAAUGGAUCAAUUUCGAGAUAAGCUUUCUAAAAAAGUGUAUGAUUGUAUUAGACAUGAAUAA
Messenger RNA from Impatiens glandulifera, 960 nucleotides. Its product is annotated as protein ANTAGONIST OF LIKE HETEROCHROMATIN PROTEIN 1-like. The transcript has 3 exons. The record is from RefSeq and is a predicted model, not a curated record. NCBI's taxonomy places the organism in Eukaryota, Viridiplantae, Streptophyta, Magnoliopsida, Ericales, Balsaminaceae. Bases 1 to 960 code for a protein of 319 amino acids.